Aureobasidium vineae is the source of this 501-nucleotide messenger RNA. NCBI's taxonomy places the organism in Eukaryota, Fungi, Ascomycota, Dothideomycetes, Dothideales, Saccotheciaceae. The record is from the annotation of a GenBank genome assembly.
AUGUCGGUAGUUCUGGACGAGGCACCGCCAAAGAAACAGCGCAAGAAGAGUGCUAGUACUGGCACCAAGACCAAGUCACAACCCCGAGCUAAAGCCACCAAGGCUGCUGCUAAACCUGCAAAAGAAGAAACACCCGACGAGGCCGAGAUUAAGCGUCUCCAAGGUUGGCUUGUCAAGUGCGGUAUCCGAAAGCUCUGGCACCGUGAGCUGGCUCCUUACGACGCACCAAAGGCCAAGAUCAAGCAUCUGAAGGAGAUGCUAAAGGAUGCUGGCAUGGAUGGACGUUACUCUGAGCAAAAAGCCAAGACCAUCAAGGAACGAAGAGAACUGGAAGCCGAUCUGGAAGCUGUGCAAGAAGGAGCAAAGCAAUGGGGUAACGAGGGAGACAGUGGAGAGGACGGCGAGUCGGACGAGGCUGAAGCCGCACCCAGGCCUCAACGCAGAGCAGCUGCAAACCGCUUCGUCGACUUUGACGAAGAUGAUGACGAUGAUGACGAGUAA